Anopheles cruzii is the source of this 2756-nucleotide messenger RNA. It is a transcript of the gene ArfGAP3, whose product is annotated as ADP-ribosylation factor GTPase-activating protein 2. Lineage: Eukaryota; Metazoa; Arthropoda; Insecta; Diptera; Culicidae. The record is from RefSeq and is a predicted model, not a curated record. Gene Ontology annotation, biological process: COPI coating of Golgi vesicle. The transcript is spliced from 7 exons. Gene Ontology annotation, molecular function: GTPase activator activity. Bases 260 to 2020 code for a protein of 586 amino acids.
AGCCGUGUUUCGUCCGUGAUUCUAAAUUGCGAUUGAUUUCUGAUCGGUCGAUUCCGUUCCGCCACUAGCUUACGUGUUAAGUACUGCCAUUCUGUUCGCCACCCUUCGCUGGGCUUGCAUUGAGAGAGCAGAAAAAGCACGGGCCGUGUUUGGGUUGGCUCAGCGUUUUUUUGUGUGGCGAAGCUCUUGUUUGUCCACCGUGUAACGUGUUCGUUCGUGAAAGCUGUAAAAUUCGUCUCAUCAAACCGCAACAUCGACCAUGGCCGGAGGAGAUGCACCAUCGAAGGCGGACAUUGAUGCCAUCUUCCAUCGGUUGCGAUCGUUAGCGACGAACAAGAGCUGCUUCGACUGUGGGGCUAAAAAUCCGACCUGGUCCUCGGUGACGUACGGUGUGUUCAUAUGUAUCGACUGUUCCGCCGUCCAUCGGAACCUCGGUGUGCAUCUUACGUUCGUACGGUCCACGAACCUGGACACCAAUUGGACCUGGGUACAGAUACGGCAGAUGCAAGUCGGUGGCAACGCAAAUGCGGCACAGUUCUUCCGGCAGCACAACUGCAACACAACCGAUGCGCAACAGAAGUACAACUCACGCGCUGCCCAGCUGUACAAAGACAAGCUGCUCAACAAAGCGCAACAGUCCCUGCAACUACACGGAACAACGCUACACAUCGAUAACGUGCACGAUCAGCAACUGCUCAGCGAGAAAAAGGAGAUCGACUUUUUUGCCGACUGCGAUGACUUUGAUAGUGCGCCGGACAGUGAAGCGUCGCUGAACGUUGCCGAGGCACGUAAGGAUGCCCGGAACAAUAAUAGUAACGAUGGUCAGAAACAGGAACCGGACUGGGACGAAAACAUUCCAAAAUUGGCGUCCCUGAGUGCCAUGCUCGAUCCCACCGCCGGGCCACGGGUAGACUUCCUGAGCUCAUCCGAUGUCCCACCGGAAGCGCCAAAAUCUACGAUCGGCGUGCGCAAGAUUCAACCCAAGAAGGCCGGUCUCGGUGCCCGAAAGGGUGGGCUUGGUGCGACUCGCGUCAAGACGAACUUUGCCGAGAUCGAGGAGCGAGCCACCAUGGCCGAGAAGCUACGGAUGGCCCCACCGACGGUGGAGAAGGUGCUGAGCGAAGAGGAGAAAGUGGAAACGCUCGCAAGCGUCCGUCUCGCUUACCAGGACCUUUCGAUCAAGCAGCACCGGGAGGAAGAGAAACUGAAAGCCACCGACCCGAACAAAGCGAAACAGAUCGAACGGCUCGGGAUGGGCUUUGGGCGGGCGGCAGGCGUUUCGCACUCGGCCAUGACCGACAUGAAGACACUGACGCAGGAGGAAACCACCCGCAGCGGAGCUCCGGUAGGCAAGGCAUUCGAUAGUGAUUCCUCAGGCGUCGGAGGAAGUGGCGGCGGCGGUGGAAACGAUUUCUUCGACGACUACUCCAUCAUCUACGGCACUUCUGGCAGUGGCAAGGGGGCAGAUCUAAGUGAAGCCAACCAAAUGGGCUUCGAUACGCUCGAGCCGAUCGAUAGCAAGCGUGCACCGGCUAAUCGGAUGUACGCAGCACCGCCAAGCUCCAGCUCUGGGUCAAAAAGUGGCUACAGUAUUAGUGAUCAACCAACGUCGUACACGCGCGGAAGUGGCCACAGUAGUAGUAGCAAUCGCAGGACGGUCACCAACCACCACGACUCGGCGGCGGAUUCUAGCGAAACGGCCCAGAAAAAGUUCGGCUCCGCCAAGGGCAUCUCGUCCGAUCAGUUUUUCGGCGACGAACAGUCGUCCAUCGAUCGAUCAGCGAACCUGUCCAAGUUCCGGGGCUCGACAAGCAUUUCUUCCGCGGACUACUUCGGCCACGGUGAAGGAUCUGGCGCAACCCGUUCAGGUGGUGGCCGUGGACCUGCUCUGCAGUACAACGGGCCCGAUCUGGACGAUGUGAAGGAAAGCGUCCGGCAGGGAGUGACGAAAGUGGCGGGACGCUUGAGCACACUUGCGAGCGACGUGAUGAGCUCGAUCCAGGACAAAUACGGCUACUAAAAUAGUGCACACCCGAGGGACCUAGGCAAAACGUGUUACGGAUCGUAGAGGAUGUUAAUGAUAAACAAACAAAAGUACACUUUCGUUGAUAGAAUAUAGUUUUUACGUAUCGCUUAAACCAACAGCCAGCAUUCUUACUUCACGCUCUGACGGUGCAAAACCCACUAGACGCUACUAUGGAACAACGAUUCAAGUGCUUUCCUUCGACUGCACGGAACGCGGAUGACGGGCGGAAAUAAAUUGUUAAUUUUACCCUUUUUACUACUUCAACCAUCCACCACCUUAAUGGAAAAAUUAAACAAACUGCGCAAUCAAUCGACAAACGGUGGCGAUAGUGUUAAUACAAUAAGCAGGUAAUCCUGUGUGUAGGCAAAUAUAGAAAUGUUGCUAGAGGGUUUGAGCCGCCGAUUAGCUUACAAUCACUCUGUUAGGUGCAGACGCAGAACAUUCUGUUGUUCUUCUAGGGCGUGAGUGAAGCAAACUAUUGACCAUUUUGCUUUAAACCUAUCUCACUCAGCUGCCGAGCCGACUCUUUCUCCACUAACCGAUCGCAUCCAAACGGUGAUCCGUGUUCGAGUUCGAGAGGCCAGGGUUUCACCAGGAAUAGAACGCCUUUUUGUUGAUCGUCUCUUAAAUAAACAUACCCCGUACACACCAAGGUAGCCCACAUAGAAACACGGAAAGUAUGUAUGUAAAGAAAGCAAAACACACAAUAUUUAGAACGCGCUGCGGGAGC